UGAAAAUCGAAAGUUGCGUGAUAUACUUAUGUUGUUUAUAGGCAGUUAUCUAAAAACAAUCGUAACGUGACUUCUCUGAUUAACCUAAAAGAAGUUAUAUUAUCUACGGGUUAAGUAUAGUUCAAUAGAAAGACCGUAUUCCAGUUUUUGUGUCUACGCUACUGCCAGAGUAGAUAUUGAGCGAGUUGAUGUUGUGUCGAAUAAUUUCUUAAACUGCGUGUUAGUUUUUGAAACUAAGAAACAUAUUUGGUAAAUACGAUAUAUACGCAUACAGAUAUGCUCUCAAAAAUAACUUAUCUUCUGGAAAAGUAGUUACAAUUCUAUUAUCAUCCGAAUCUAUUCGAUAUUAUAAAAUACUACAGUAAUCUACGCUGGAAUGAUAUUUCGUGGAAGAGAGAGUUAAGAAUGUAAUCAAAAGCUGUAGUAGUAUAAUGAUAUAUUUUUAUAAAUAAACUAUGAUUAGUGAAAAAAGAUUCUGACCCGCAAUAUUGUUGCGGAAUAAAUUUACGAUGUCUAUCGUCACUUUAUCAUUCAAAUUUUUUUAUGUAACUCAAUGAUUGCAUGUGUUGUCUUCGAUUUCACUUCUAAAGUUUAAGGUGCAUCAAUUAAGAAAAAAUUUUUUUAUUCAUCAACAAGAUUUUCUUUAGUUUCUACACAUUUAAGGAAUAAAAUCAUAAUUUGGUACAUCAAUCUCAUGUAACAAUAUGUAAAUCUCAUGGAUGGAACCUGUGAGGUGACGGUAGUAUUUUUCAAUUUGCAUACACGUAAUGUUGGUGGUGACAGCGGCCAAAAUUCUAUGUUGUCAUGUUCGAAGAGCAACAACCAACGGUCAGAAAACAGCCGUUGGAUCAAAUGUUGAAAGUACUUGAAUUUAAAUAUUUCUCUGUGAAAACAAGUUGGCUGUUAUUGAUACUGGCAUUUAUAAAACUCGAAACAUUAGCUGGACCACGUUAUGCAUCACGUAUUGUUGAAACUAGAAGUGGCCAAGUACGAGGUAUAUUGCAAGAGCUCAACGAUCGUUUAGAUCCUGUAGAAGUUUUUCGGGGAAUUCCUUAUGCGGCUCCUCCAGUAGGAAAUUUGAGAUUACGAGAACCAGCUUCUCCACUAUCUUGGUCCGGAGUGAAACUCGCAGAUACGUUCGGAUUUGUUUGUCCCCAAAUAUUUCCAGAUGUUUCCAAUUUUAGUUCUGCAAUGAAUGCAAUGCCAACUGGACGAUAUCAACUGCUGCAGCAAAUGGCAGCUUAUUUAAAAAACCAAAGCGAGGACUGUCUAACAUUAAAUUUAUACAUACCCGGCAGUGGAUCAAGAGGACUAGAAGCUCCAUAUGCAGUAAUCGUCUACAUCCAUGGUGAAAGUUUCGAGUGGGGAACAGGGAAUGUUUAUGAUGGGUCGGUUCUUGCAAGUGCAGGCCAUGUCAUUGUGGUCACAAUAAAUUAUCGUUUAGGAGUUUUAGGUUUUUUAAGAACAAGUACAUUGCCUGACGAGAAUGGCCACUUGGAUGGAAAUCUGGCACUGAAAGACAUUACUAUGAGUCUUGGUUGGGUGAAAGAAAACAUUGCCGCAUUUGGAGGAGAUCCCAGCCGUGUAACAGUAAUGGGUCAUGAUACCGGAGCAGCACUUGUAAAUUUUCUCCUCCUUACUCCAUACUCUAAAGGCCUACUACAUAGAGUCAUUUUGUUAAGUGGAUCCGCAUUGAGUCCAUGGUCAUCGGUGAAUGAUCCAAACAAUCUUAUUCAAACGGUAGGCGAGCAACUUGGGUGUCAUACUAUAACACCGAGAAUGGAUGUUGCUGAUUGUCUUCGCGGAGUGCCACUAAACAAUUUGCUCAACGUCAAACUUCCAGAAAUCAAAUUUAUUCCAAGGAUUGGUCCAGUUCUACCAAUUGACAAGAAUAUUCCUGAUCCAGCCUUAGACAUGGAAAGAGCAAGUGAUACAUUCAUCAAGAUUCCACUUAUCAUAGGAGUGACCACAGCUGAGUCAUAUCUUGAUUUCAAUGAUUAUGAAAUACAAUUUGGAUUUGAAGAAAACCAACGUAAUCGUAUUCUACGCACGUUCAUCAGAAAUUCAUAUUACUAUCAUUUAAAUGAAAUACUAUCAGCAGUUAAAAAUGAAUACACUGAUUGGGAAAAACCUGUACUGCAUCCUGUAAAUUUAAUGGAAUCUACGAUGGAAGCUUUAAGCGAUGGGCACACUGUUGCGCCGCUGAUGAGAGUUGCAUUUUAUCAUUCUCGACGUGGUGCUCAAACCUAUUUUUUUCAUUUCAAUUAUCAAGCAAAAGAUAGCCAAUAUCCACAGCGACUCGGUAGUGUUCGUGGUGAAGAUAUUCCCUACGUUUUUGGAUUACCUCUUAUAUUAGGUGGAUCAUUCUUUCCACUGAAUUACACUCGUCAAGAUCAAGGUGUAGCAGAGGCAAUUCUUACAUUUUUCACUAAUUUUGCGAAAACUGCGAAUCCUAAUUUACCUCAUAACAUUGAAUCUGUCGAUUAUGGUACUGAAAAAGAAAAAGCAAGAUUUCGUGGAUUGGCUUGGGAGCAGUAUGAAACAGGAUCUCAAUUGUAUUUAAUGAUAGCAUCGAAACCAAAAGUGAAGAAUCAUUAUCGUGGACAUAAAAUGGCAAUGUGGUUAAAUCUCAUUCCGCAGUUACAUCAACCAGGAGACGAAGAUGUAUCGAUGCGUCAUCAUCAUUUUCGGGAACAUGAUGAAAAUUUCUAUAUAGGAGCCGUUCGAGACAAAUUGCAUACCCCAAUACACCAACUCGACACAACAAAGAAUCAUAUAGCAUCAGCUAUUUGUACUACUCCAAAUGUUAACAAUCAAAUUAUUGUUGAUGUCGUAACGAUCUUGUCUAGCAGCACUGAUAAAUCUGAAAUAUUCCAAGAGUUUGCUGCCCGUCAUUAUUAUAGUACUACAACCGCACUAAUAAUCACUGUUGGAGUUGGUUGCAUUUUUCUGCUUCUAAAUACGUUAAUAUUUGCGGGAAUUUACUAUCAACGAUAUCGCGAUAAGAAAAAGACAUUUACUCAUGAAGGUAGUACUCAUGACCCUACUUCUAUGACAGUAACUCCGAUUAUUGGAAAGAAUUCAUUGUCUAUUCAUGAGCCACCUCCUUCAUAUGCUACUCUUCCUAGAACACAUCCUCAAAAUUCCAAUGAGACAGAAAAUAAUUUGCAUGAAUUAAUUCCACAAUUAACAAAACUAGGAGAAUCUUCAAAAACCGAAAAAAUGAUCCAAAGUCCUGUGAAAAAUGUUUUUUUAAAAGAACUAAAACCUCCUAAACCACCGACUAGGACAACUAGUUCAUUGAGCACUGGUAGCAGUAAUAAAAAAAAAGUCCAAAUACAGGAAGACAUAAUUUAAUAUUGAAGAUGAUAAAAAAACUCGGUAAAAAUGGUAAGAAGAUUAACAUUAAUUUGUAGUCUGAAGGAAAACAGCUAAAAAAAACCUCAAAAACUUCAAUCUACGCAAUGUUUAACUAAUACAUAUAAAAUAAAGUUAUGAGAUUAAACGUAAAAAAUUCUAUUGGUUUUUUUUUAAACUUCUUGUAGUACUUUUUGAUCACAUUAACACUAGAUGAGACCAGAGUAGAUUGAAGCACAAAAAGUUCAUUGUAGUAGAUUAAUUUAUUUGUGUCAUUAAUUUUUUCCAAGCAAUCGUGAAUUUAAUAUGAAACUUUGAUAAGCAGAAAUUAAUCAUAAAAAUCCAUAGUCACGAUAAGAUACUACUAGUAAAAUCGUUAAUUAUUAAAUGGUUCGAGAAAUUUAGUAAGCCCUGGAAUAAAUUCAUUUUGUGUAGCCACUAUUAGAUAUCCGUUAUUGGUGAUUUUUUUAAAAUUGUUUCACGUGUCACAACUGUAAAAUUUGCGCCAAUGACAAUUUGGUGAAACAUUUUAUUAUUUAAGUAUUGAAAAAACUAAACUAAAUGGUAAAUAAAACACGAUGCACUGAGAACAACUGCGGACUUCUUAUGCAUAAAUAUUGGAACACAAUGUCAAUUUGCCUUAACGUAUUUGUUUCGAUACAUUUCUUUAUGGCAAGAAUAAUUUUUGACUGUAAAAAAUUUGAGACGAAUUAAAAGGAAAAAAUCAGUGAAUGGUUAUCUUAAAAUGCUAUUGGUAGUUAUACCUACAUUAGUUUUAAGAGCAGCAAACACUGUUUACACUGACGGCAUUUUCCUUGUAUUUCUAAAAUUUUUUUUUUUUCUUCAUGUAACACAAUAGGUCAGUCGAUUGCCACUCAGCCCUUCAGUAUUAGUUCAAGAGCAGUGUAAAUUACCCAUGCAUUAAUUUUAAGAAGAAUGUAAAAAAUUUUAGAUUACGGCUUCUUUUAGAGAUCAACGAAAAGAGCAUUUGUGCUAAAUAUCAUUGUUUAAAAAUGAUUUUCACUGUUACUUAUCAAGAAUUGAAAUUCUGACCUUUCACUGACUGUCCAGCGCAAAUGUUUAACACUUGUAUUAUAAUUUUCAUGACAACAUUAAAUAUGUUACUUAUUUUGAGCUUAAGUUAUUUAUGUGUACUGUAUUACAUAUGAUAAUAAUUAAUAAAAUGAUUUCCCGUUGAAAAAACUUGAAUUCAUUACACAGAUCCCAUUGUUGAUGGUUU
Molecule: messenger RNA, 4597 nt
Organism: Chelonus insularis
Lineage: Eukaryota; Metazoa; Arthropoda; Insecta; Hymenoptera; Braconidae
Gene: NLG-5
Product: neuroligin-1-like
Exons: 10
Coding region: 805-3357 (850 amino acids)
Biological process (GO): postsynaptic membrane assembly; modulation of chemical synaptic transmission; chemical synaptic transmission
Cellular component (GO): cell surface; synapse; plasma membrane
Molecular function (GO): neurexin family protein binding; signaling receptor activity
Source: RefSeq, a predicted model, not a curated record